Molecule: messenger RNA, 1769 nt
Organism: Drosophila virilis
Lineage: Eukaryota; Metazoa; Arthropoda; Insecta; Diptera; Drosophilidae
Gene: Inx6
Product: Innexin 6
Biological process (GO): phototransduction
Cellular component (GO): gap junction; plasma membrane
Molecular function (GO): gap junction channel activity
Source: RefSeq, a predicted model, not a curated record
CUGGCACAUGUUUAGUGUGGCCGUGCGUUAAAGCGAGACAACAAUAAUGCCAAACUGAGCAGCCCGUCAGCGAGCGUUCAAACACGUUUCUCUCACUCACUCGCUCUCCCUCUCUCUGUGUCGGUUUGUUUCUUGUGCGGCCGAAUUCUCUUUACUGACACGCUCGUGAGAUAUAAUAUUCAAGCAAUUCGAACCGAACGGGGUCGCACUGGUGAGCGCGAGAGGGCUGCCUUAUAUCAGAAAAGUGCAUUAUGUACGCCGCCGUUAAGCCGCUCUCCAAAUAUCUGCGCCUCAAGACGGUGCGCAUCUACGAUCCGAUAUUUACGCUGCACUCCAAGUGCACGAUUGUCAUCCUGUUGACCUGCACAUUUUUACUAUCGGCCAAACAAUAUUUCGGCGAGCCGAUACUCUGCCUCAGCUCAACGAAGCAUACGGAAUAUGUGCAGUCAUAUUGCUGGACCAUGGGCACCUAUAUACUGCCACUGGAGAACGAUACCAUCGAUGCCAGCAAACCGGUGCCGGAGCUGGCCCUGCUCGAGCAUCAGCAGCAGCGACUAGCGCUCAAUAGGAGCGGCAUGCGCGCCCUCUUGGCCAAUAAUGAGCACUAUGCUCGCAUCAUAUCGAUAGCGGAGGGCGUGGGACCCGAGACGCGGGGCGUUACGAAACGCAUGUAUUUGCGUUAUUAUCAGUGGGUUUUUAUGAUAUUGCUCUUUCAGUCGCUGCUCUUCUACUUUCCCUCGUACCUGUGGAAGGUGUGGGAGGGGCAGCGUAUGGAGCAACUUUGCUGCGAAAUCGGAGACGCUCUCAUUCUCGAGGACACAUAUCGAAUGCGGCUGCGUAUGCUCACGAAAUACUUUCGGGCACGCUUCUCGGCCAUCCAUUGCUGUUAUGCCAUCAAGUAUGCCUUCUGCGAGCUGCUCAAUCUGAUCAUAAGCGUGCUCAACUUUUGGCUCAUGGAUAUCAUCUUUAACGGUUUCUGGCACAAGUAUAUACAUGCUCUGGCCGCGAUACCCGUAUACGACUGGAACCUGUGGAAUCUGAUGACAUCGCGCGUCUUUCCCAAGGUGGCCAAGUGCGAGAUGUUCAUCUAUGGACCGAGCGGUUCACCAAAUGUGCUGGACAUACUCUGCGUGCUGCCGCUCAACAUACUCAACGAGAAGCUCUUUGCCGUGCUCUAUGUGUGGUUCCUCUUCAUUGCCAUGUUGGCAGCCAUCAAUAUUCUGUAUCGUCUGUUGCUUGUCUGCUGUCCGGAGCUGCGUCUGCAGCUAUUGCGCACCCAUUUGCGCGGCAUGCCCAAGGCCCAUGUGCGUCAGGUGUUGGCCAACGCCGGCUACGGCGAUUGGUUUGUCCUCAUGAGCGUCAGCAUCAAUGUGAAUCCGUCGCUCUUUCGCGAUCUGCUUGAGCAGCUGUACGCGGAGCACGCGAUGGCCGCCGCCCUCGUCGCCGCGAACUCAAAGACAGCGGAUAUACAGGCUGGCCAGGAUCCUGACGAUGAUCAGGACAAUGGCAGCACCACCUCAGAGGGCUCACUCACGACCGCACCCACAGCGCCCGCCCUUAACCUGCCGGUGGACACCUACUAUACGGAGAGCCAUGUCUAAAGAGGUUCCCAGGCAACCGCCAUUCGGUAUCAGAAUCGGGAUCCAGGAUCUGUUCGUGCUGCAGUUGUAAUUUGAUAGUUUUGUUAUCGUUCGGUUUGUUUGCGCAAAGUGCAAGACAAACACGAAAUGCAUCGAAAGGCAAAUAAAUGCGAUAAUCAAAAUGGCAAA